Ceraceosorus guamensis is the source of this 1895-nucleotide messenger RNA. RefSeq lists its product as hypothetical. Bases 180 to 1850 code for a protein of 556 amino acids. The transcript has 3 exons. NCBI's taxonomy places the organism in Eukaryota, Fungi, Basidiomycota, Exobasidiomycetes, Ceraceosorales, Ceraceosoraceae. Gene Ontology annotation, molecular function: RNA polymerase II general transcription initiation factor activity; transcription coactivator activity. Gene Ontology annotation, cellular component: transcription factor TFIID complex; SLIK (SAGA-like) complex; SAGA complex. Gene Ontology annotation, biological process: transcription initiation at RNA polymerase II promoter; RNA polymerase II preinitiation complex assembly. The record is from RefSeq and is a predicted model, not a curated record.
UAUAGAUUGAGAACAUUGAUAGAAGAUGCUAGCAAGUACAUGAGACAUGGAAAGAGGUCGCAGUUGCGAGCUGCAGAUGUGGAUAGGGCGCUCAGGGCAUGGGGAGAGGAGGUGAGUUCAGCAAAAAGGGGCGGUGAUGCGCAUAUCGGAGUGCAGGAGUGCAGACGAGAGAGGCACAGAUGGGUGCAGACAGACUGCAAUUUUGUGAGCCACUGCUACAAUUUGCGUUGCUGAUGCUAUUCAGCCGCCCACUCUGUCACUUGCGGCUGCUUCGUGGACAGCCGCUGUACGGCCACUACUCUCAGCCCAGAGGACACAGCUCCCUGAUCGCGCCAGCAGUACCUGUCUACAAGCGAGUGCAGACAACUUCGGGUCCUCAAUACGUCUUGGAUGAUCCCGAAAUCUCUUUGGAAGAUAUCAGCUCCCUUAUCCGUCGACAGGCGCCCUUACAGCGCAGUCAGGGAGUGGGAUGGGCAGCUCAUUGGUUGGCUGUGGAAGGUGUUCAGCCUGACAUUCCGCAGAACCCAGAUCGAGGCAAGACUGGUCAUUUGCCGCUCGAGGAAGACGCCAAGACAUUCAAUGCUCAUCACCAGCAAUCUGGAUCGAAUGGAACAGCUGCGGUCAAUGGUGUAGGCAGAGCUUUGGGCGCUGUUGGACCUAGCACAUUGGCCAGCGCUAGUGGCUCGACGCUUGCGGGCUCUUCGAGCGCUGCUGCGACGUUGAGUGCGCCUCAAGUCAGACCUCUGAUCAAGCAUGUUCUCUCUCGCGAGCUGCAGCUCUACUUUACGCGUCUGACAGACGCCAUCAUGAGCUCUCCAUUGCCCGCUGCGCUGGACGGCGCGUCAGGAUCCGCGCAAGACGAGCCAGCGUCGAGUGCAGGUGAUGAUGCCGUCGAUAAUCCUACUCGGUCUGCUGCUCUGUCGUCUCUUGCUGGAGAUGCUGGUCUGGCGCAGUUGCUACCUUACCUCAUUCAGUGGAUCGGAGAACGUAUCGUGGAUCUCGUCAGCGCGUCUUCAGAGACAUCGGGAGAUGCGCAGCGACAAAUCCAAUCAGCACAGCAGAGCGCGACCGAAGCAGAAGGAAGGCAGGUCGAAUGUCAAAGAGCGCUCGUGGCUAUUCUAGGUGCUAUAGAAGCAGUGCUUCGGAAUUCUACCCUCCUUCUGGAACCCUAUCUGCAUCAGCUCUUGCCUUCCAUCCUCUCCGUCCUCUUGACCUCCCUUCUCCCUUCGUGCCUGCUUCUGCGCGCACGCGCCGCCUCGCUUCUCCGCCUGCUCUUGACCAACUACAACAAAUCGUACCCUAGCUUGAAGCCUCGGCUUAUCAGGACUUUGUCCAAGUGCGCAGUCUUGGAGAUCUCUGGUCAAGAAAGGCGAAUUGGUCAUCCAAUUGUCACUGUGCAAGGCGCUCUGCUAGGUAUCGAGGCGUGCGGAGAAGCUUGCAUCAAGAAUGUCCUACUGCGUAGUGGUCUGGAUAAAGUAGAGGGGAACAAGGUGGAAGAACGGACAGGCUUGGAAGAGCGAGGGACGGAUGAGACCAGCUUGUUAGGAAAGAUUGGCUUGGGCCUGCAAAGCAGACCAGGCCACGAUAGAAAGAGUGCACUGGGUGUCGUCGUGCAGAUCCUUGUGCCGCUCUCGCCGAGCUACACUUCCCCUUUGUCCGACCCUGAGCGAUCAGACCUCCGGCAGAGUGUUCGUUCCCGACACGGACAAUUCUUCGCCGACGUAUUUGCCUCGAGCGAGGAAAAUUUGGAGUCGAUGGAGGUGGAUGGGAACGCCGACGAUGGGACGUUCAUCGAGAAGAGCGUCAGGACCAGAAUAGCAAGAGUGCUGGCCGGACCUGCUACAACUUAGACUUUGCAAAAAUUGCGAGCUUGUUUGAUUGCCUACAAGCAAUGG